AUGGCUGAGGGAAGGGGCGGUGCAACGCAAGCAAGUUUGGCCAUUGGGCUAAUGAUGAUCGCUCUCCUGCUUCUUAACGGCGAGCUCGCCAAGUCGAAGGAGUUCACCGUCGGUGACCACCUUGGUUGGGGCUUCAACGUAAGAAACUGGCCCAACGACAAGACCUUCCACGCCGGCGACAUCCUCGAAUUCAAGUACGAGAAGGGGUAUCACAACGUAGUGAAGGUGGACUCAAAUGGCUAUGCCAACUGCAAAUCGAAUAACGCUAUAAGUACUUUCGACAGUGGUUAUGACAAUAUCACGCUCGCAAGAGGCACUCACUACUUCAUAUGCGGCAUCGCCGGUCACUGUUGGUUUGGGAAUAUGAAGAUUAACGUCACAGCACUUUAA
Molecule: messenger RNA, 390 nt
Organism: Dendrobium catenatum
Lineage: Eukaryota; Viridiplantae; Streptophyta; Magnoliopsida; Asparagales; Orchidaceae
Product: chemocyanin
Exons: 2
Coding region: 1-390 (129 amino acids)
Cellular component (GO): plasma membrane
Molecular function (GO): electron transfer activity
Source: RefSeq, a predicted model, not a curated record